Molecule: messenger RNA, 1979 nt
Organism: Cyprinus carpio (common carp)
Lineage: Eukaryota; Metazoa; Chordata; Actinopteri; Cypriniformes; Cyprinidae
Product: EF-hand calcium-binding domain-containing protein 4A-like
Molecular function (GO): calcium ion binding
Source: RefSeq, a predicted model, not a curated record
CAUCCAGAUCACACGACACGCGACACACACCUGAGCAACAUCGCAUCACAGCCAGUAAUGUCCAGCUGGUUGAAGGAUGGGGUGGUGUUGGAGGGGACGGGCAGUGGUCAGAUGUCGCCCCGCUCCAGACUGCGGAGCCCCUUGCCGAGUCGGACGGCGAGGUUACAUUCAUCCAACGAUGCGACCUCUCCUGACUCAGACAGACAGGACAGAAUGAGCAAAGCUAAAGAGCUCUUUGAGGACUGUGAUAAAGAGGGGAAAGGAUUCAUCACGAAGAGAGACAUGCAGCGGCUUCAGCAAGAGCUUCCUCUGUCUCCUGAGCAGCUGGAAUCAGUGUUUGAGAGUUUGGACAGAGACAGAAAUGGUUACCUCACACCCCUCGAGUUCCACACGGGCCUAGGAGAGCUUGUUGGUUCUGGGCCAGAGGAGAGAGCGAGGAGCAGAGAGGGAGAGAUGAUUGGAGAGGAGAGAGUAGAGCCGACGGAGAUCCGAUUCACACACAUCCUCAUGGAGCUGGGAGCUGAUAAACUCUUCAAAGAUCAGUGGGAGCUGUGUACUCUGUGGUGUGAGCUCCAGAGGGACAAACCUGAGCUGUUGGAUGUCUUGGAGGAGGUUCUUUCCUACACUGUGUCUCAUUUUCAGGACGCACUCAAAGAGAAAGACAAUUUAGAACAGGCACUGCGCAGGAGAGAGGAAGAUCAUGACAGAGUGGUUCGGUCCAUGUAUGAAGACAUGGAGAGUCAGUUAAAAGAAGAGAGAGAGAAACGACAAGCUCUGGACAGCAUGAAGCAAGGAGUCAAGAAAGAGCAGCUACUGCAGGAGCUGAGUAUGCGAGAACAAGAACUUGAGUUCACGCUCACCAAACAGAGAGAGUUGGAGAACAGGAUCAGCACUCUGAGCAGUGAUCAAACUGACACUCGAGGGGAGAACCGCAGACUGCAGAACAUCAACCAGCAGCUGCAGGAUCAACUGGAGCAGAGCCGAGAGGAGCUUCAGCACGCUCUGAGCCAACUACAGCAACUACAGAACACCAUCAAACAACAGCAGAGGGGCAAAGAGAGAGAAGUCUUGAAAGUGUCCCGAAACAUGCAGAAGGAACGAGAAAGCCUCAUGAGACAGCUGGAUCUUCUCAGAGACAUGAACAAGCGUCUUCGGGAUGAUAAAGAUGCCCAACAGACACAGAAGAUGGUUAGUCAAAAAUACCCCUUCAUGUCUCCCCCUCCUUACCCACCGUGCCGCUGUGUUCAUGCCUUCUUGCCGAGGGUGCGCUCUGUUUACCCGUAUUAACCCUGCCCUUUGCCCAUAUAACAUUACCCACAAUGUAUACAGCUAUAUGUGAACGGCUACAUUCAUCUGGAUGUAUUUCUGUGAGUUUCCAUGAGCCCAUGUUUCUUCAGGUGUGCCAGCCACACCAUCUUCUGGAAUAUUCACAUUUUCCAGGUGCAGCUCCGGUUAGAUUAUUCUCAAGAGAGCUUGUUCCAUUCGUCAGCCUCGAAGAGGAACAACUAAUGACUUGAAGGAAAGCUUGAACUCAACGAAGAUCUUGUGUGAAACAUUCGAAACAGUGAAUAUGGAAUUUAGCCCUGUUCUCCAAUCAAAUGGGUCACAUUUGGAGAAAGACUGUUCCUUGUUCGGUCUGUUACAGAAACAAGUGUGAUUCCAAAAUAAUGGUAAUUACUGUCUGAGAAGAGCCUUAAUCACUUAAUGCCCCUCGUUUUUUAUAAAGAAAGUCAGUCAAAAAAUAAGAAAAAUAUGAUAAAUAGAAUAUGGCCCUUUACCUCAUCAACUCUGAUUUCAUACAUUUGAAUUUUUUUGGUAUUUGUAAUUAAGUAGUUUCUUUUGAAAUGAGCAGUUCUGUCCAAUGACAGUUUAUUUGUUUGGUCUCUGAUUGACGCAUCAAGAACAAAAUGUAGAUUGGGUUCAGAUUUAAAGUUGAACAAAUGGAUAUGUUGUUAAAUAAAAGUGUUUGUUCAUCUUGA